Ornithodoros turicata is the source of this 6953-nucleotide messenger RNA. RefSeq names its product activin receptor type-2B-like (gene put). Bases 342 to 2003 code for a protein of 553 amino acids. Gene Ontology annotation, cellular component: activin receptor complex; plasma membrane. NCBI's taxonomy places the organism in Eukaryota, Metazoa, Arthropoda, Arachnida, Ixodida, Argasidae. Gene Ontology annotation, biological process: activin receptor signaling pathway; protein phosphorylation; cellular response to growth factor stimulus. The record is from RefSeq and is a predicted model, not a curated record. The transcript is spliced from 10 exons. Gene Ontology annotation, molecular function: activin receptor activity; ATP binding; activin binding.
CGGGUACUUACUCCGGAGGCGCAAAAAGAGUCGCCAUUUUGGGAAUGUGUAUUUUGUUACCGUGUGCGACAUUGUUAGCUGAAAUACCGUGGAGACUCAUUUUUUUGUGGAAAAUGACUUGAUACGAUGUUGACAGUGGCAUGUAUACGUCGAAUAGCACAACAGUUGUUGUAGAUCACUUCGAAAUUGUAGGAGCUCAACGCUGACGAUGUAGCAAAGAUGAGGCGACGCUUGAAACCAAAGUGAGGCAUUCCCCGUGCUUGCAAAUUUUGCUUUGCAAACCUUGUGCUGUGUGCCAAAGCCAGACUUAAUUGUGUGAUGUGCGAACUGAGGAACUGAAAAUGUCACCACAGAAGAACGUUUCGGCUGCAUCUCUACAAACUAUGUGCAGCUGCUUGAUGCUGCUGUUGUGUGGUUCAACCCUUGUAACAGCGAUAAGCCCGGGUACGUCUGUCAACCCGCUGAUGCGAUGUGAGUACUACAACGAGACGCUGUGCACCAGCACCAGCAAUGGCUCUGUACCAGCAGGCUGUAGGGGCACGGAGGAAUGCAAGCCUGGGGAGAAUGAGAAGGGGAACCUUUGCUACGUUCUCUGGCAGAACAGCAGCAGUUCACUAAGUAUAAAGCUUAAAGGAUGUUGGGUGGGAAACAACCAUGAGUGCAGCAAAGGAAAGCAUUGUGUGGAGACAAGACGUGAACCCGGCGUCCAGCUUCUGUUCUGUUGCUGCGAGGGCGAUAUGUGCAACACCAACCUCAACCCUACUGCCGUGAUUACAGCUACCUUACCACCAACUCAGGCAGCACCCGUCAGACUGGCUCCCCGUGGCCCUCGUACAGAAACAAUUGUACUGAGCACGGUGACUCCACUCCUGGGUGUAGCAGUGAUCCUGGCAGCGGGUUACUAUGUGUACCGGCGGCACAAGCUUUUGGGCGGGGGACACUUUGAUGAAGUACCCACAGCUGAGCCCACACCAUUGCCUUCACCCAUGAUGACUCCACGUGCUCUACAGCUUGUUGAAGUCAAAGCUCAGGGGCGCUUUGGGGCUGUCUGGAAGGCACGCUACAUGUCUGGCUUCGUUGCUGUCAAGAUCUUUCCAAUACAGGACAAGAGUUCGUGGCUCGUCGAGCGUGAUAUGUACAGACUUGCCCAGAUGAAGCACGAGAACGUAUUGGAGUUCCUUGGUGCUGGCAAACAUGGAGACUGCUUGGAUGCUGAGUACUGGCUAAUAACAGCCUACCAUGAGCUCGGAUCACUUUGUGACUAUCUAAAGGCAAAUUUAGUGACAUGGGGAGAGAUGCUGAAGAUCGCAGAGUCCAUUGCAUGUGGUUUGACACACUUGCAUGAGGAACUUCCUGCCACCAAGCUGGAGCCCUUUAAACCUGUCGUAGCCCACAGAGACUUCAAGAGCAAGAAUGUGCUGCUGAAAUCCGACAUGACGGCGUGCAUUGCAGACUUCGGGCUUGCAGUAGUGUUUCUGCCAGGAACUUCACCGGGUGAGGCUCACGGGCAGGUGGGCACACGGAGGUACAUGGCUCCAGAAGUACUAGAAGGAGCCAUCAGUUUCAACCAGGAGGCGUUUCUGCGCAUCGACAUGUAUGCCUGUGGCCUUGUCUUCUGGGAGCUGGUGUUGCGCUGCUCUGCACAGGACGGUCCAGUGGAUGAGUACACGCUGCCCUUCGAAGAAGAGGUGGGUCAGCACCCGACCCUGGAAGACAUGCAAGAGGCGGUCGUUCACAAGAAAGUUCGCCCCAAGAUCAAAGAUCACUGGCGUAAGCACCAGGGUCUGUCGUUCCUUGCUGACACAAUUGAAGAGUGCUGGGACCAUGAUGCAGAGGCAAGACUUUCUGCAAGCUGCGUGCAGGAAAGGGUCUCUUACCUGUACAGGAAGCUGCCUCCACCAUUCAAAGAAAAGAACAUCACAGCAACAUAUGUGCCAGUGGUGGACAUCAAAUGUGCCCUGAUGCCGUCUGUGCUGCUGCCGCCCAAAGAGUCGAGCAUGUGAAGGGGAACAUUUCAAAUGCCUCCCCAUGUGAUCCCUUCUGUGCCGCAACACAGGGUGCUUACAAUACACGAAAGACGCUCCUGAGUGUUCCAAAACUAUGGCUUAGGCAUGUGUUGCCAUGGAAAGGAGGCUUUCCUUGACUGCUGUACAAAGAACAAAACAAGGACUUGUAUAAUGGCGCCGAAAAUGUCGGACAUGUACACAGAGCGUGUUUCACAUCUAGUCAAGUAAGCGGAAAUAUGCAGCGCACAGUGCCAUUUUCUUGAUGUCAGAGUCAUGGACUGUGUCUAUGCGAGUAGAACAGUGAAGCAAGGUGCUCUGCAGUUCUGCAGUUUCUUUUCCUUUUGACAUUUACCACAUCAGGGGUUUUUAAGGCACACUGCACAACUUGUUUUUACAGGUGCAGUAAUAAAAUGGAAAGCAUCGAAUUCUCUCUGCGGGCAUCCUGCAACAUAUGUCUGACACAUUGUCAGACAUGUCAGACAUGUCUGACACAUUGUCAGACUCUAAGUGCUUGGAGCAGUUAGUUUUACACAUGUAAACUGUUACACGGAAUGGAUGUCGAAAUAGGCAUACUUGGGAGUGACGACGAAGUCAAGUUAAUAAUCCCGUAGAAUUAGAGAGAUUAUUUUCUUGUAAACUUUGGUUAGCACAACGUUUUAUUGUACUCAGAGAACUACUUUUGGGCUUAUAGCUUGUUUGUUGCUGCCAAAAAAAGCCGGUUAGUUGAUUAUGACAAACAUGAAACAACGAGAAACAGAUACACUGACGGACAAAACACGGUGAACGUAGUUUGAUAAAAGGAAUAAUGUUUUAUGAUUGGUAGGUAAUCUCAUUCAUCAUUUAUUUAUUAUAUGAUGCACAUUUUCUUUUCCUUUCUCAGUGUGAUACGUAGGGACCCUGCACUUUAGCUACUUCCUUUUUCCUUUAAGCCUCUGGCUGUUAGCUUUGUCGAACAAGCAGAUGUAUUUUAAAUAACAUCAUAGAGCACUUGUUGGAAACAGUGGCCAUUGAUGCUGAAGCACAACUAUAUGUUCCAUUUAAAUCAAACAUAAAUCAUUUCAUAUUUGUAGUGGCUUGGGGGCCUUUGUGCAGCAUUGCAGAAAAGUUACUGACUAGAUGAGAAACACUCUUUUGGUGCAUUCUUGAUGUUUUCCAAGUGUCUGCUGUGGAGAUAUAUGUAGUGGUUUGCUGUAGAGACAGGAUAAGAGAAUGCAUAGGUGGUGCGACAAGAAAAGUAAUUUUUGUCCUCCCAGAUGUUCUUGCUAAUAUUUGUUUGUCAUAUUGAAGAUACCACUUUUAGGAGGUACAUGUUUUGAAUUUAUUUUAAUAGCAUAGCCAAUAUCAACCUCAAAAAAUUAAAAAAUGCUGGCAUGUCUUUAUGCUGUAUAGGAUAUUGUCAUGGGUGUAUCACACGUCAAAAUUUAAAUUUGUGCGUCCUGUGGCUCUCCACAUAUGAGAACUGAAGAAAUGUGCUAUUACAUCUGCAGCACUUCAACAGGAUCGUGUUUCGGCAGCAACAAGUUGUUUGGUGUACACGUAGACGAAGACCUAGCACUAUUUCCAGAGUUGUGACCCUGCUGUGUACAUCUCUCGGUUCUCUUGUUUUAAAGGACUAUAAUGCAUAGGGGGUGAAGCAAGACAAGAUAACUUAAGGGUCUCAAGGCUGUGAAGCAUGAAGAGAUGUCAAAAUGCUUGAUAUGCUUUGGGUCAUUGGAAAGUGAUACCAUGCCUGUGACUGAACUUAUCCUAUGUUGUGCACAUGUGAAGGAGUUUUAACCAUCAUCUUUGAAAUUGAGCCACUUCAUCAUGUUUUCACCCCACACGAAACUGUAUCCUUGUCAUCAACAUGCUUAAUCGUUCGACAGCAUAAAAUGUUUCUUGUAGAUACGUACAUUUUUUAGCUUGAAUUAUGGCGGUGGAGUUGUUGAUUUAAUGGUAUCACAAGCACCAUAGCUCAGUUACGGGUAAAAAAUAUACUAAACGGCUUUUGUGUAGAAUCGUUGGUACAGUAUUUUGUUUAGCAGGACCGCUGUGCUUGCUACUCGGCGUAAAAGUUACAUGUCGUCGGUUGCACCUUUGAGAAGGCCAUGGCCUUUCGUUGCAGUGUCUCUUGACUGUAUUUUGAUUUGGAAGUCUUAAGCUAUGAUGGUACGCCGUUGGAAGAUGUGAAAUGUGAUGCCAGUUUGUUUUGGCAAAUAUAAAACAACAGAAAAAUUAGGUGCCCUACCCAUAAAAACUGAAGAGCCAGAGGAAAAAGUGUGGUGCCACAUGCACUUUUGUCGGUUGAUGGUGCUUUUUCAGUGUGAACAUCUACAGUCAUAGAUCACUUGACUGGCGCAGUGAAGAAGAUUGUUUGAACUGGGUACUGCCCAGCCAGUUACGGUGUCCACUCCAAGGCUUUAUCCAGCCCCUGUGACAGUACUUUUAACUCACAGAAGUGCAGGCUGACACAGCAAGCAACAUUUUGAAGGUAGCGUGCAUGUUUUACCUGGCCCUGCAGUCACAAUUAGUGCAGCAGCCCCUAUCCAGAUUUCUGUUGGACGAAGCACUCUGGGGAACGCAGAAAAGCAGGGGGACUCGCUCAUCACUGCCAACAUUCCUCAUUGUACAAAGUGUACUUUUUAUCUUCCCUUCCCUCACAUGUGAGAAUAGCUACUUAAACUGCACAACGGGACUUGUGAGCAUUAAUGGUGCAGAUUUUUGGGGCAAAUUCGAUUAAAGUUAUCUAAAAUGUUAUUGGUUAAGUUCUCCUAUGGCAUACCUGAAGAAACUCUAGUUGUUAUUGCACUUGAGCUCUUAAAAAUAAAGAAAACGAAAAUAGGAACUGCAAUCGGUAUAACAUUAUCUUCAUUGGCUAAGCCCUGGUACUACAUUCUUUCCAUUAUGUUUCCCCCCUUCUUCUCUCUAGUGUUGUUUUUUUUAAGGGAAAGCAUGUUUUCUUUUUUUUUAAUCAUAGCUUGCCAUUUUGCACAAUCAAGAGCUAGCAAGUGGAUUGAGGUUCAGUUGCACACCCUUAGAGUUCACUUCGACUGUGUGUUCUCAUACCUUUUUGUUCUUUUUCUUUUUGUUUAUCUGUGCACCAUUGCCAUAGACACAGAUGAUGAUGAAACAGUAGGUGAUGUGUGCAUUGGUGUCAAGUGCUCACGAAAAGGUGCAGGUCACCAAUGUACGUACCAAUGUAGGCAUAUUCCACUCUUUCUUCCUGCUCUUUUAUUAUGUAGGAGUACAAAAAUCCUGUCUUUCUGCUACAGACUUCAAAACGAGUACCUCUCUACGAGAGCAGAACUUUUAUUGGCUAUCGUUGUUGAGGAACGACUGCGAGGUCUGCCCAUUCCAGAGAACAGCUGACUCACUUGUGCACAACAGCAUUUGCAGCUCGUGAAGUUCCAGUGUUCUACUACAGUCAUUUGAUUUUUUUAGAGCACAACUUUAGCAUUUUAAAUUUUCUGUGGAAUUGAUCCCAUCCACCUGCUACUGAGCGAACCUCUUUAUAAUUAACACCCGAGAAGACAGUGCAGAACACUUGUUUCAGAAAAUUAUCCGCCAUAGAUGACAUGCAAGCGUGGGUGCCGUUGUGCAGGAAACAUUUGUUUUGUGUUGUUCUUUUGUUUCCAAUGGGGUAUUCUUCCUCCCCUACUCAACAUGUCAACCUCAGAACCUGGGAGGAGUCCUCUCAAGCCACCAGACACUGCUGAAGUGCCAAAACGCAAAAUAUCAUUUUGUCCCAAAGCCUAACGGGUAUGUCGGCCUCAGUAAAUUGUUUCGCGAGUGUGCGAGGCCCAUUUGUAUAUUUUUGUUCUGUGAGCAUUUGUUUUGCCAGUUGCAAAAAAUGAAACACACACCACAACAUGAACUACAUCAUGCAGUGGGUGCUGCCGUGCUGAUAUAACAGUGUACCACAGUUCCUAUUUUGUAUCAUGUUUGGGCAAUGCCACGAUUACUUGAAUUUUGUUACAGAUUUUGUUUCUGACAUUUGCUUGAAUGAUUGAGUAAGAAUCCUUUGUGUUGUCACUAUAGGAGCAGUAUUUUAGGAACUUACUACCUGACAUGACUGAAACGAUUUCAGAAAACUCCAUUCUACAUUUUUGUGCCCCCUCCUAUUGUGAGGAAAACUGUACAUAUUACAAAUAGAAAGGUGCCAGGGCUUUGUAAAUGCUGUACAGUCUGCUUAUCAUGAGUCUGUCCCAGUGACCCUAGCUGUAACAUAUAAACUGUAGUAAUAAUUUUUUUCUUUCUUUUUUAAUGUGUGUGUAUACAUUAUGGCUCAGACAUGAAACACUGUUGUGUCCGCACACUGGCGAUGAAUGCUUAUGGCGGCUUCUUUCACCCAAUUUCGGUAGCUUAAGUACAAAACUGUUACAACAGAACCCAGAAGUAUCACUGACUGAAAAUACAUAUACAGCCACGCGUAUGGGGAGCUCUUAGGAGAAGUUCAGCUUUGUUCUGUGAUUUCUGGAAGAUCAUUUGAGCAGAAAUGUGAGCAAUGUAGACUGAAACUGGUUUUGACAAGUGCCUCCUUAUUUCUGCCAACCAAAGUUUACAUUUGGGGUACAUCAUGUUGACAGUCUGUGAGGCAUCAGAAGUUGCCACCAGGGCUCCUUCAUUUACAAUAAAGUGUGGAAAUGUAGGCCUUGUUGUAGGACUAAAUUCCUAUUGCAGUGUACAUCUUAUAAAAGUGCAUUAGAACCGCUAAGCUGGGCUGUUGCUGUUCUGUAGACACAGUUAGGUGCUCUCGUAUCUUCAUGUAUAUUAUACAUAUACUACAGUGUUACAUCUUUGACUCACCACAAACUCAACCACAUAUAUUUCAAAAGAAUUUCAUUUUUCGUUUUAUGAAUGAGGUGGACUCUGAACUGUUUGAAAAGUACAAAUCCUGCUUGAAAUUUAUUACAUGAAGUGCGCCCAGUUUCUUGCUGUUUGUGUCACAUAAAUUGCAAUUAUAACUUU